This is a messenger RNA of Erythranthe guttata (spotted monkey flower), 588 nucleotides long. RefSeq names its product chaperone protein dnaJ-like protein. NCBI's taxonomy places the organism in Eukaryota, Viridiplantae, Streptophyta, Magnoliopsida, Lamiales, Phrymaceae. The record is from RefSeq and is a predicted model, not a curated record.
UCCUCCACCACUUUCACAUAAACCCCCCCCAAACCACACCCACCAUUGAUUUUUUCUUCAGAGAUUCACCAUAUCCAACCCCCAAGAAAAAAAUCUCUUCACCCCGGAAUUAUGGGUCCGAUCGUGUUGACUCAGUUGGCCACGGGUCUCGGCGUUUUGGCCGGGGCGGUUAUUGUCAAACAAUUGCUGGAUCAGAACUCGAUGAUGGGUCCGGGCCGGGAUCCGAGAUGCCCCAGAUGCAACGGAACGGGUCGGGUCACCUGCAUGUGCACCCGUUGGUCGGACGGCGAUUCCGGGUGCCGGACUUGUUCCGGGUCGGGUCGGAUGGCUUGCAGCAGCUGCGGCGGAACCGGAACCGGCCGGCCACUUCCGGUUCAGAUAUCCGUUCGCAACCCGAACCAGCCUUCGUGAAGAUAUUCGGGUUUGUUUGUUCGUUGUUGGUUUUAACAGAAUUGUAGUAAUGUAAUAUAUAUAUAUAUAUAUAAUAUUGGUAAAUUCUUGGUCGAAAUUUGCCCCUUUUACGCUGUAAUUAAAGUGAUUAAAUUUAUGAAAAUGAGAUAGUUUCUAUUGAUAUAUCUUUUCUGAUUU